AAUAUAACGAAGUUUAUAUUAUAAUUGCUGUGAUAAAGAUUAUUUUAUAAGCUAUUUUACACAGUAAUUGUAUUGCACUACACUGUUGUGUUUGUCUCGUACUCGUAUUGGGAUAUGUGGAUCUUAGAUCACUAGAUUAUACAUAGUAGAUGUUUUAAUUUUACUUUUUAUUUAAAUUUCGUUUUACCCUGUUUAGGACUCCCAAUUUAUAAUUAAAGUUAAACAAAGUACUUUUUAUUUUAAGAAAUUGAUGCCAAGGGCUUAAAUCUCUUUUCUACUUGUAACUAUUCAGAGAAAGAUGAAAUUGAUACCAAAUCUUUUGUUCUUCACUUUACUGUAUUUAACACCAUUUACUGUAAAAAGCAAGGAAUCUGAAGAUAAAGAAGUUCCUGUAGAAGAAGAGCUUUAUGGAGUGAAAUAUCCAAAUAGCUGUGAAGUGUGCAAAUAUUUAGUUGUGGAACUGGAAAAUCGUUUGAAAGAAACUGGAAAGUCACAUGAUGUCAUUGAAAUAGGUUAUGAGCUAGAUGAUUCUGCAAGAAAGAAAACUAAAUACAAAACAUCAGAGUUAAGACUUCUUGACUCGCUUGAUGGGAUCUGUGAUAAACUUCUGGAUUACAACAUUCACAAGGAGAGGGAAGAUAGCACCCGUUUUGCCAAAGGAAUGAGUACUACUUUCAAAGUGUUGCACGAUCUUGUUGACAAAGGAGUAAAGGUUGACCUUGGAAUUCCACUUGAUUUAUGGGACAAACCAUCCGCUGAAGUUUCACAGCUAAAAACUCAGUGUGAAAGUCUUAUUGAAAAACAUGAAGGAGAUAUUGAAAAUUGGUACUUUCAUCAUCAAGAUGUUCCUUUAAGACAGUACUUGUGUAUUGACAGAGCUUUGAGAAAAGGUGAUGACGCCUGCUUAGAUGAAGUUUUUGUGCCAAAGAAAGAAGAUAAAGAUACUGAUAAGAAAACGAAAACUGAAAGAAAAGAAGAUAAAACUAAGGAUAAGAAGAAAAAGAAAAAGAAGCUCAAGGGAAAUUCAGAAGAGGAACAUGAAGUGAAGAUAAAAAAUGAUGAAUUGUGACCCAUGAACUACCAGUAUUUUUUAAUCAAUAAGAACGGGGGGAUUCAGUAAAUCUUUUGGAAAGUCAUGUUUGAUAAACAAAGAAAAAAAAAAGAAAGCUUGAAAAUAAUUUCCAAUUAGAUUUAUUUUUACCUUUUUUUAUUUUUUUUUUAUCAUUCAGGGUUGCCCGAAAGUUAUAGCACUCUAGAACAUCAAUAAAUGAAAUACAUUUCCUGACAGCAAUCUUUAUCCAGAUAAAAUACUAUAAACGCAAACAUAAAGAUCAUAGUACACUUUUUAUACUGUGGUAUUGUUUAUGAAAUAAAAAGAAAAUGAAGAAAAAAAACCCAUUAUUGAUGAAUCAGAGUCCUGUUAAUACUUUAUACAGAUCUUUCUUUUAUAAAAAAAAAUAUUCUGAGAAGCUGUUUUAAUUAAUAGCUAAUUUGAUUGUACAGUAUUAAAAUAUAAAAGGCCACAUGUUUUUUA
Molecule: messenger RNA, 1534 nt
Organism: Limulus polyphemus (Atlantic horseshoe crab)
Lineage: Eukaryota; Metazoa; Arthropoda; Merostomata; Xiphosura; Limulidae
Gene: CNPYb
Product: protein canopy 4-like
Exons: 7
Coding region: 299-1069 (256 amino acids)
Cellular component (GO): endomembrane system
Molecular function (GO): signaling receptor binding
Source: RefSeq, a predicted model, not a curated record